This is a messenger RNA of Notothenia coriiceps (black rockcod), 1743 nucleotides long. RefSeq names its product FAST kinase domain-containing protein 2-like. Gene Ontology annotation, biological process: regulation of mitochondrial mRNA stability; mitochondrial RNA processing. The record is from RefSeq and is a predicted model, not a curated record. The transcript is spliced from 5 exons. Bases 524 to 1699 code for a protein of 391 amino acids. Lineage: Eukaryota; Metazoa; Chordata; Actinopteri; Perciformes; Nototheniidae. Gene Ontology annotation, molecular function: RNA binding. Gene Ontology annotation, cellular component: ribonucleoprotein granule; mitochondrial matrix.
GACUUAAUAUGGCAGCGCACACAGCACGGAGCACUGGAGCAGCGCAUGGGAGUGCUAGCAAACAUUAGUAUCGUUUUAGUGUAAUGUAGCCCUGUGUCCCUUAGUUUAACACAUUUCAACUCAAAUGUAACAUGUUUCAGCAAGUGCCGUGUGUUUCUUUUUGACAGUUACUUGUAUGUUGGAGUAAUAAGGUAUGGUGCGUCACUUUGCUAACAUUAGGUGAUGUGAGCUAGCCAGUGUUUUUGGAGGAGCCAGUCCGUUGACCUUGUGUUUAUCUUCAGUCAUAGUACUUUGUAAUACUUCAUUUUUACUAAUUACUUAUUUGAGGUAACCGUCUAUGUGGCCAAUAAUGUAAAUAAAGUGUUGACUGAAGCUAAUUUGGAAGUAAAUGCCAUACUUUUUUACAUUUUACUCAAGUUGCUAGCUAAAUACCUGAUUGAGAUUGUCCCUUCACAUAGGGGCAGUGCGUAAAUUAAGGACGCAAGGACUCUUUCUAUCUCGUCCCCUAAGUCAUUACAGUACAAUGUCUGCCUGGGUGACAAAAGAGGUAAUGAGAUGGGGAUGCCUUUGCAGCCGCAGGUCUCUAUGGCAACGGAGCAAUCUAAUGGGGAAGAAAUCACCCAAAUACACAACUUUCCCCAGUCAGCAGUUAGCACACAUAUGGGGCACAAAGCACCAUCAGACAUGCCUGGAAAGCAACCGUGUGAGUUCAGUGAGGUUCUACUCAAAGGAGACGAUUCACAGUGAGGUCCUGGAAGAGAAGGAGCCUCUUUCCUCUCCCCUGGUAAAGUCUUCGCUGCCCGAUGAGAACCAAUCUGAUGAGACAGCCCCAAACGAGACACAGUUGACUUCAUCUUUAAUGGACCGCCUGAAAAGCUGUAUGUCCCCGUCAGACGUGUUGGAGCUCACCUCUGAAAAUGCACCCACGGUUAAGCAGAUCAGCUCGUGCCUGUGCCACAUCUGGUUCAUCACUAAGAAGAUGUCGAUUGAUAACCACCGCUACGAGCUGCAGCUCAUGUUUGACCAUCCUGGUUUUGACGUGCUGCUGCAACAAGCCAUGAAGAAUGUGGGGCGAAUGGGCAAUGGAAACGUAGCUUAUUCUCUCCUGAGUAUGGUCAAUCUUGGGGUUCCUCAGGGCAGCCGUGUAAUCCAGACUUUUCUCCGACACUGCCAGGAGAAUCUGAAUGGCUUUGAUGAGAGGAGCUUGUCCAUCUUGGCCUCCUGUCUGCGAAACAUGGAGCAGAGUAACAACACUGAUGCACUGAAGGAUGGCGUGAGGAUGGUGGUUGAGGCCCGUCUUCCCAACAUCAAAAACGUAAUGGCUCUGCAGAAUACGAUGCGUAUGUUGGGCAAAGACACCCCAAUAGACCUCAAACGGAAAUUCGAGGCGAAGGCCUUAUCAAUGUCAAAGGACUUCAGCCUUUUAGACUCCCAGCACAUAAUCACCGCUAUGGCCACAAUGAAGUUCUUCUCCAAACCACUGCUGGACAUCUGCAGUAAGAUAACUCAAGAAAACAUCGAUGGGAUCCCCUUCAACGCACUGUUUGAAACCAUGCAGUCGUUCAGGCAGCUGCAAUACAGAGACUUGGAGGUGCUCACUAACAUGUCAGAACACGCCGCCUCUAUGAUCGACAUAUGGACUAAAAAACAGGUGCUGCAGCAGAACCCUCGUAAAAUCUCAAUAAUACAAAGAAGCUAAGCAAGAAUCUAUCUUUACAGGGUUCUUACGGUCAUUAAAAACCU